AUGGCCGCGAGAGGCAAGCUCUGGGCGAGGUUACUUUCGAGCAAGCCAUGCUGGUCGGCGAACGUGUUGGAGGCCCCGCGGGGUCAGGAGUGUGACUUCCUGGCGCUGCCUGCGAACAUCGUCCAGCACUGGGUGGAGAGCUUUGCCGCUCUCCGUGCCGCCGACAAGCGGGCCCGUGUGGAAGCCAACCUUGACCGAGACGGUCGAGCGUAUGACCAAGCUCGUGCCAGAACGCGGAAGUUGUUGAUUGCCGCAUCAGUGGGCCAAGGCUCUGCGGCGAUGCUCGGUUCAUCCGACCUACGACCUGGUGGCGCCCCCGCUUUUGCCGGGCACGUUUCAGGGCAUGGGUGGCUUUCUGAGUCCAGCAGCCUGAGCUCUGAGAUCGUGAACAUCGAUUUCCACACCUCCGGCUUCGACUGGAUAGAUCUGGAUUGCAUUCUGGCGAAGUGGAAUAUGACCAGGGACCAGUUUGUGGAUGCCUGCAUGCUGGCCGGGACGGAGUACUGCCUGACAUUCCCCUACCUUCAGGUGUCACGCUUCAACUUCGACAUGGCCAUAACAGUGGCAAAGCAAGCGCCGCUGGUCUCCUGGAUGCAGACGUUUCCGACGGAGGAGGUGAAGGCUGACCAUCUCGAGGGCUACUGCGUCUGCAAGCUGCUGAUUCAGCAUUCCCCGGUCUACCACAUGCACGAAAAUGUAGUGCGACCUUCAGGCUCUGGCAACGUACAAGUGCCCAGCGAUUAUUCUAUGGUCCUUGGAGACCCGCUGCCACGCAGCCUGUACUUUUUGAUUUUCAGUGGCAUCCUGUCGGCUAAGCUACCCCAGGCCCUGGCGAAGGGCGAAUGGUUGGACAAGUCGCAGCCCUUGGUGGACACGGUGGAGUAUCGGCAGCUGCUUUCAGACUUGACGGACUAUCGUCAGCGGGCGCUGGGGUUGAUCGCACGCCACCUCCCCCCACACUUCCAAAACAAACGCAUAAUCUGCAAAGCCUUUUGGGAGAAUCUCCAAAAUCGGCGCAGCAGUGAUCCUGGCUGGGCAAGGCGGUAUUUAAAACCCGAGCAGCUGUCGAAUGACUCGAUACGCUGGCACAUCAACUCCAGGAACAUCGCCCGGGAGAUGCACCGGCAAGGCACCAAGAAGGCCGCGCUGCGACUCCGUGGUGGGGCCCAGGAGUGUGGAAAUGGUGGUCCGUUGAUCAAGGACCUCACCAGGCAAAUUCCGGAGCAUGAGAAGGGCGAUGACACCAAGGCAGUGUCGGCCAUUGUUCACUUCAUGCUCCUGGAGCACUUGGGUUUAAUCGCUGAUGACGGUGGCAUGACGGUGCUGGGAGAUGUUUUAAAAGACUCCCCCAGCAACCUCCAGGAGCCUUGCCUAGUGGCUCUGGAAUUAAUGAAGUUUGGCCUCCUCAGUGGGGACCCGUUCGAGGCAGCCGAGCGCCCUUUCCCGGAGCAGGUGGGCUAUCCCAGGCAGUGCGUGGAUAGCGCCACAAAGUCAAUCCUGCUUUUGUCUCGCGCCAUGUCCUUGGUACCGAUGAAGCUAAGGAGCGGCAUGUGGAAUGCGGAUGUGGACUUCGACCUCGCAGCCUUCCACUCCCUCGUGCGUUUAGUUAAGAGAGCCUUGCGGCACUUGGCCGAAGCCUCUCUCGUGUCGGUACUGCUGAAGAACCUACACCGCGUCAACCUGCUUCCCGACGGCGGCUUGACGCAUCAUUGGCUUCGAAGCCCCUGA
This is a messenger RNA of Symbiodinium natans, 1728 nucleotides long. NCBI's taxonomy places the organism in Eukaryota, Dinophyceae, Suessiales, Symbiodiniaceae. The record is from the annotation of a GenBank genome assembly.